Molecule: messenger RNA, 3985 nt
Organism: Lonchura striata (white-rumped munia)
Lineage: Eukaryota; Metazoa; Chordata; Aves; Passeriformes; Estrildidae
Source: RefSeq, a predicted model, not a curated record
GUCGUGUUUUAAGUCCUUGUGCAGACAUCUAAGAAUGAUAUACCUUAUGCAGGUGCUUGUGUGGGAGAUUGCAACCUUGCUGCUACAGGAAAACUGAAAAUGCUUUACAAGAAGGUAGAAGGAUGCCAGAAACUCUCAAACAAAAAACCCCAAGCAUAUAUUUAAAAACAGUGAUGCCUCCUGCACAGGAAGUUGUACCAGGCGAUUAUAGCCUCAGCUUGUACUGAUAAUGACUUCACACUAGAGUUGUCUUCUGAAUUUUGUGUCUGAAGGUAUCCUCUUGCUUUCUCAGCAAAUCAUGGACAUCGUUGGCUUUCUGAAGUCUCAAUUCAUUUGCCACCUUCUGAUCUGCUACAUAUUUAUAGUGUCAGGACUGAUCAUUAACUUCAUUCAACUCUUUACACUUAUACUUUGGCCAAUCAACAAGCAACUGUUCAGGAAGAUCAACUGCAGGCUGGCUUACUGCAUUUCAAGCCAGAUGGUGAUGUUGCUGGAAUGGUGGUCAGGAACCGACUGCACCCUUUACACUGACCCAGAGAGUUACCACAAGUAUGGGAAGGAGAAUGCCAUCGUAAUCCUUAAUCACAACUUUGAAAUUGACUUUCUCUGUGGUUGGAACUUUUGUGAGAGAUUUGGGGUCUUGGGGAGUUCCAAAGUUCUUGCAAAGAAGGAGCUCUCCUACAUGCCUAUCAUUGGCUGGAUGUGGUAUUUCCUAGAGAUAGUCUUCUGCAAGCGCAAGUGGGAGGAAGAUCGGAAAACUGUGGUACAGAAGUUGCUCAAUCUUCGUGACUACCCUGAAAACUUUUGGUUCCUGAUUCAUUGUGAGGGCACAAGGUUCACUGAACAGAAGCACCAGAUCAGCAUGAAGGUAGCUGAAGCCAAAGGUCUGCCCAAGCUCAAGUACCACCUUCUGCCACGAACAAAAGGAUUUGCUGUCACCGUGCAGUGUUUGAGAAAUGUAGUUUCUGCAGUCUAUGAUUCUACCCUUAAUUUUAGAAAUAAUGAAAAUCCAACAUUGCUGGGAGUUCUAAAUGGAAAGAAGUAUCAUGCAGAUUUAUAUGUAAGGCGGAUUCCACUAGAGGAUAUCCCAGAAGAUGAGCAGGAAUGUUCUAUCUGGCUCCACAAACUAUAUCAAGAAAAGGAUGCAUUCCAGGAAGAAUAUUACCGCACAGGAACCUACCCAGCAGUCCCUACAAUACCACCCCGUCGACCAUGGACACUUUUGAACUGGCUUUUCUGGGCCUUAUUGCUGCUAUAUCCUUUGUUCCAGCUGCUCAUCAACAUGAUCAACAGUGGAUCAUCAUUGACACUGGCUAGUUUUGCAUUUGUCAUUAUAAUAGCUUCUGUUGGUGUCAGAUGGAUGAUCGCGGUUACAGAAAUUAACAAGGGCUCCACCUAUGGCAACAAUGACAACAAGCAGAAACAAAAGUAGCACCUUCAGAGACUGCUUCAAUCCAGGGGGAACAAAUGCAACUGCUGAAAACUCUUAAGUGCGUAUCACAGUUCUUCAAAUGAGAUCAGAGGAUGAAUAAUUGCCGUGCAUAUCUGAAUUUGUGCUCCUGUUGUUUUCCUCUGGGGUUUGGGCUGGAUGACAUGCUGGAAAGAUGCACUCCUUCGUAUACUCUCAACAACAGAUUUGCACAUGUGUGGUUGGUUUGUUUUCCUAUGAAGUGUCUUAAGUUUUGAAGAAAAAAAAAAAAAAUUCCAGCGUGCUCGUAUGAAGAGACUCUACCUGGAAACUAACCAGAGGUACAAGCUUUAAUGUCAGAAGAUUGUUACAAGAUGAUUAAACUUGAUAGUUGUGUAGCUCACACAGUUUAACAACCAUAAUCUGUCAGUGUUUAAAUACAGUACAGCGGGAUGCUGUGCUUGGUUGUAGCAGUAUUGGACUGAAGCAGCUCUGCUGAACUGGCAGAACUACAGUGGAGAUUUUGUACAUCCAGAACUUAUUCCCACAGUGUGCACUACAUGGGUCCUUUAAAACUUCAGCCAGACCCUGGACAUCCAGACAUGGGAGCCUGGCAGUAGCAGAACCUGGAUUAGAAUUUGGCCUUGUGGCCUGAGCAGAGCUAAGUUACCCAUUGCCCUCUCUUUCCCCAGGCCAUACAUCUGAGGGAUAGCUGAAACUUGUAGUUCUUCAGAAUAAAUGUAAUUUUUAAUUUGGAAAAAUUGAAGUAGUAAAAUUCCUUUUGGCUUUAAAUGCUACUUAAAAUUCCAGGCCAUCUUAAUAAUUUCAGAAAGAAAAUAACUGGGCAUGGUGUAGUGGAAUAAUGCAAAGUGUGCAGAAUGUAUUCCCUAUACCCAUACUGUUGUGAUCCUAAUUAACCUGCUUGUCUGUCUUUUCUGAUAAAUUAGUUUACUUGGUGCCUCAUAACAGCCAGCCUGAAGUAAUAGUAAAUUAUUUUCUUCUGAGGAGGAGGGGGAUCUAGGAGAGAGACCUAGUACAGUGGUUAUGGCUGAUUUUUUUGUCUGUCUUGAUCUGACACCCCUCUAAAUUAAAUAAAACUAGAAUCAAGCUCUGAGGAAAGAGCGGUUGCUAUGACAUUCCCAGCACCAAUUUCAGAGCAACUGUUCCCUGUUUUUAAACUUCCAGAGUUAAGGAUCUGCAGGUUACUAAAAAAUAACUUGUUUAAAGCAGAAGAAAAAAAAGGAAAAGUGGGGACAUUAACUAACAGCAAAUAUGAUUGGAAAAAAAUCACAAUUUUUUAAAGUCUACAGAUCCUGACACUGAGCAGUAGCGGUUGUGAUUGACAGUUUCAAAGACAGUCCAUAUUCACUCAGCAUAGAGCUAAAACCAUGGUAGUCUUUAGUGAGGAAAGUGAGUAGUCUUACUCCAGCAGCUGGUAUAAAAACAUUGCUCUUUUCAUGUAGUAAGACUGAGGCCAGAAGAAACAGGCUAAUACAACAAUAUGAAUCAUUCCAUGAAAUAUGUAUUUGCUAUUCAGUACAUCAGAUAAUCUAGAAACUCACCUUUUUAAUGUGCAGCACCUAAAAAGAUGAAGUAGUGCUUUUAGCAUGGGGCAGUAAGUGAAGGUUAGGGAUAGUGGAGGCAGUAACAUUUACAAGAUAAAGGAAGGCAUAGGCAGUGUGAGGGACUGCUCUCAGGGGCUUUUUGCCUCACACAUCUUGUGGAUACAUGCAUUCCCUAUGUUCUGAAGCUUUCAGGAGCAUCUCGUUCAAUGUCAUGAACAGAAACAUGGGCUCAGAUGUUUUUAGAGCCCAAGAGUAGAAAAUACUGUAAUGUUUACAAAUACUGUAAUGUUUAGAGUGCCCUGUAACACUCUUAACAGUGAAAAACUGAGUAUUGCAUCUUGUAGUAAUGAUCAGGCACAUAACAAGCCAGACCUGAAGCCAUGGUACACAAGAGCUGGAAAAUGGAUGGGAGGGGAGAAAGGAAAGGCCUCUCCAGGACAGCAUUUUACUGUGAACAUUAGCUGGCAGGCCCAGUGGCCUUUUCUCAGGGUGGUAGGUGAGCAGUUCUGAGUAGCAAAUACACAUUCCUGGAGUAACAGAGGCUCUUGUGCCUUCCUGAGAGCCACAAAUUUAACAUGCAGUAAGGAAGACAUCUGGCAUUCCUUAUGAAUCUUAGUCCUUUCCCCUCCAGCUGUGUACAGUGCCCUUCUCCCAGAGGAAAGCACCAAACAAGUAAAUAUUUCUGAAAGAGUGCUAAGAUGAUUUUAUAUCCAUUUCCCUGGGACCAAGAACAGGCUGAGGGCCAAACAUGCCACGCCUGGAUCCAUCCUCCUAAGCACUUGUGCAAGUCCUGGCACACCAAUGAGGCCCUUCCAGCACUCACUGACAGAGAAAGCUUAAUGGUCCUUGCCAAAGUUAAACUUCUGCAGUUCACUGUAUUAAAAGAAUGACAUAGGUUAUUAGGAAGCAGUGUUUGCCCCUCAUCCCCACAAGCAACUGUAUGUUCAAAAACUGCCUUAACAAAAUUAGUCUUAAUGUUUGUUUAUACAAAAAUAAAAUUAUAAAAAGCUAA